Molecule: messenger RNA, 4211 nt
Organism: Monodelphis domestica (gray short-tailed opossum)
Lineage: Eukaryota; Metazoa; Chordata; Mammalia; Didelphimorphia; Didelphidae
Source: RefSeq, a predicted model, not a curated record
GAGAGAGAGAGAGAGAGAGAGAGAGAGAGAGAGAGAAACUAUGUUACAGAAGGGUAAUAAGACAUAAAAAGAUGGGCAGAGUCUUCAGGUGAAUGGAGAGGAAGGGAGUGGGAGAAAGGGGUGUGGAAAGAGGGAGGGAAAGGCAGUGAGAGAAAGGAGUGAGAGGUAAGAGAGAGGAUUGGGGGAAACAGAGAAGAGAAGAGCAAGAGGAAAGGGAGGGAGAGGAAAGAGAAGAGGAAGACAGAGAACAGAGGAGACAGAAAGAAGAGGGAGGGAGAGUGAAAGCAGAGAAGAGACAGAAAGAAGAGGGAGGGAGAGAGGGAGAAGAAAUGGGAGAGAACAAGAGAGAGGCGAUGGGAAAGAAAGGAAGAAAAAUUGCUUUAUAGCUGCUACGACUGCAGUCAGAAAUAGCAUAUGUAAUAACUACCGUGAGCUGUGUGCUCUCUAGAAGCCAAGACCAGAUUUUGUUCACUUUUAUUAAUUAGUUACUAAGGGAGAAAGAGAUGACAGCUGGUUCCAUCUUCUUCUACAUCUUGAUCAUUGGAAAAUAUUUUGUUCAUGGAACCGAACAUGACAGCCAGUGCUCCCUUGGGUACUUCCCUUGUGGAAAUGCGACCAAGUGCUUGCCUCAGCUUCUUCAUUGCAAUGGAGUAGAUGACUGUGGAAAUCAGGCCGAUGAAGAAAAUUGCGGAGACAACAAUGGAUGGUCUCAGCAGCUUGAUAAAUAUUUUGCAAACAAUUAUAAAAUGAUUUCCCUGUAUCCUUUUGAGACAGAAACCUCUGAAUGCUUGGUUGAAUCUGUGCCAGUGAAAUGUCUAUGCCAAGGUCUAGAGCUUGACUGUGAUGAAGCCAACUUACGUGCUGUCCCAUCUGUAUCUUCAAAUGUGACUAUGAUGUCACUGCAAUGGAACUUACUAAAAAAACUUCCCAGUGAUGGUUUCAAGAAGUACCAAGAUCUUCAGAAGCUGUACCUGCAAAAUAACAAAAUUAGAUCUGUAUCUGUAUAUGCCUUCAGGGGACUGCAUAACCUUACUAAGCUGUAUCUAAGCCACAACAAGAUAACUGUUUUGAAGCCUGGUGUAUUUGAAGACCUCCACAGAUUGGAAUGGCUGAUAAUUGAAGAUAACCAACUCAGUAGGAUAUCUCCAUUAACAUUUUAUGGACUAAAUUCUCUUAUCCUCCUGGCACUGAUGAAUAAUUCUCUUGUCCAUUUACCUGAUAAGCCACUUUGCCAGCAUAUGCCUAGACUACACUGGCUAGACUUCGAAGGCAACCAUAUCCACAACUUAAGAAACAUGACUUUCAUUUCCUGCAGUACGUUAACUGUUUUGGUAAUGAGAAAAAAUGAAAUCAACCAUUUAAAUGAAAAUAGUUUUGCCCCUCUUCAGAAACUAGAUGAAUUGGACUUAGCAAGCAACAAGAUUGAAGCUCUUCCUCCUUACCUGUUUAAGGACCUGAAGGAGCUCUCACAACUGAACCUUUCCUAUAACCCAAUCCAGAAAAUCCAAGCUGACCAAUUUGACUAUCUAGUCAAACUCAAGUCUCUUAGCCUAGAAGGAAUUGAAAUUUCAAAUAUCCAAAGAAGAAUGUUUGCGCCACUUAGGAAUCUAUCCCACAUAUAUUUUAAAAAAUUCCAGUACUGUGGCUAUGCUCCACAUGUACGCAGUUGCAAGCCAAAUACAGAUGGCAUAUCAUCCUUAGAAAAUCUCCUAGCAAGCAUCAUUCAGAGAGUGUUUGUCUGGGUUGUAUCUGCAGUUACGUGCUUUGGAAAUAUCUUUGUCAUCUGCAUGCGGCCUUAUAUCAGGUCUGAGAACAAGCUUCACGCCCUCUCAAUCAUCUCUCUCUGCUGUGCUGACUGCCUAAUGGGAAUAUAUUUAUUUGUGAUUGGAGCCUUUGACUUGAAGUAUCGUGGCGAGUAUAAUAAACAUGCACAGCUAUGGAUGGAUAGUACCUAUUGCCAGCUAGUGGGAUCUCUGGCCAUAUUGUCCACAGAAGUAUCUGUUUUACUUCUAACUUUUCUGACUUUGGAAAAAUAUAUCUGCAUUGUCUACCCUUUUAGAUGUUUGAAACCCGGAAAAUGCAGGACAAUCACAAUCCUGAUUCUUAUAUGGAUUAUUGGGUUUGUAGUGGCUUUUAUUCCACUGAGCAACAAGGAAUUUUUUAAAAACUACUAUGGUACCAAUGGAGUCUGUUUUCCCCUUCACUCAGAACAAGGAGAAAGUAUGGGAGCACAGAUUUAUUCAGUAGUUAUUUUUCUUGGUGUUAACUUGGCGGCCUUCAUCAUCAUCGUGUUUUCCUAUGGGAGCAUGUUUUACAGUGUUCACCAAACUGCUGUUACUGCAACAGAAAUCCGGAAUCAUGUUAAAAAGGAAGUGACCCUGGCCAAACGGUUUUUCUUCAUUGUGUUUACGGAUGCCUUGUGCUGGAUACCCAUUUUUAUAUUGAAAUUCCUUUCCCUGCUUCAGGUAGAAAUACCAGGCACCAUUACUUCUUGGGUGGUGAUUUUCAUUCUGCCUAUCAAUAGUGCUCUGAACCCCAUUCUCUACACUCUAACCACAAGACCAUUCAAAGAAAUGAUUCGUCAGGUUUGGUCUAACUACAAACAAAGAAGAUCCAUUGAAAGCAAAGGGAGUCAGAAAACAUAUACUCCAUCAUUCAUCUGGGUAGAAAUGUGGCCAGUUCAGGAGAUCCCACCAGAGCUAAUAAAGCCUGCUCUUUUUACAGACUCUUGUGAAAUGUCACUAAUCACUCAAUCAACAAGAAUCAAUUCCUAUACAUAACUGCCUUCUGAAAUUAGAACAACGAACACCACCAUCUGUUUCAAAGUGGACUACUGCCCAAAUAAAGCUAUCAAAUAACCAGUUUAUACUAGAUCCAGAGGAAGAGUUAGGAAAUACACUAGGACACCUCCAGUAUGUAUGUUGGAUCUCCUUGUAGAUGUUUAGAAGAGAGAGCCACGGAUGGCACAGGAAGAAAGGAUGUGCAUGAAUUGUGAUCUGCACUAAUCAAAGCAUCCAUACCCAUAAGCUCAUGAGUGCAUGGAAGCAUACUAGAGGAGGUCAAAAUAAAUGAACUAACAAGGACAUCUCAUUGUAACUCCUCUGGAUAACCAAAAGAAGGAAAUAAAUCCCAGAAGACAGUGAGCUGAAAAUAGUUCAUAUUUUGCAUGGGAAAUUGAAAAUAAAAGCUGAAUGAAGGGGUGUUUGGGACCUAUUUUCAAUCUGCAGUGUACAGUUAUUUAUGUGCAACCAAGAAGAUGUCAUUUGCUCAAUAAUUGGGUUUCCAGUAAUAGGUGGGGACUCUGAUGACUUUGUAGUUCAGUAAAUAGGAGAAUUACAUGCACUUUUUUCCCUAAAGGUUCUUAUAAAUAUAUGGGAAACACUCCAUUUCAAAAAAUCAGGAAAAAAAGUAGCAGAAGGAAGCACACCAGAUCUGGAAUCAAAGGACAUGAAUUUGAACCCUGGUUCUGGAACUUAGAACCUGGGUGACUUUGGGCAAGUCACUGAAGGUCUGUCUCUCUGGACCCAAGUUUCUUCAUCUAUACAAAGAAGAAGUGGAAUCGAAGGGUGGACCUCUAAGGUCCCUUCCAGCUCAAUAUCUGUAAUUCUGUGAUCUUGAUCAUUUACAAAAGACACACAUAUUCAUUAAGAAUCCACUUCUUUCCUUUCCUCUCAUUUGAGGACAUCUAUACAUACAACUCACCCAUGGAUCCUAGCACUGUUAAAACCUUUCUCAAGCAGAACUCCUAAGAACACCCUACCACUUACGUGACUGGUUUUCUCUCCAUUCUAAGUAGUGACCAACAAGCAGAAGCCAGGGCUUGUGGAUCCAGAAGCACACAGGAUCUAAGCAAGAAUCCAGUGAAUAGUUCUCCUAUUUUUCUGCAGGUCAGGCAAAGUUCAAAGGACCUAUAUCAUGUAAGAAAAUCGCUGUCACUGAAUACUGGAUACACCUUGCUAUUUGCAUGACCAAUUCAACUGCUUGAUGACUGAGUGGUUUUCAUCUAAGAGCUGCUAGAAUCUUUUUUAUUUCCAAUUUAAAUUUUUCUUUAAAAUGAGAAAUAUGUGCUCAGUUUUUUGUGUUAAACAAAAAAAGGAAUUUUACAUGUGAUUUUUAAUAUGUUUACAAGUCUUUGAAAUAGCUUACAGUGAGGAACUGAUGAGUAUGCGCAUAUACUAGUUCUUUAGACAAUAAAGUUACUUGAACCUUAA